AUGCACUGGUGUCGGGAUUCCAGUCCCACAGCCGCACUGUCCCGGUCCCCCAAGCCCAUUGUCAAAAGCUUGCUGUACGGAGAGAAUGCGAUGUUCAAUUCGCUCAUAACAGCUGGGAUUUGGAGACGCGACCUGGGCCUGUUCUUUCUCAUUGGCUUCGAGCAGGUGCGUAGCGCCGAGGGUAUCAUGUGCCGCCGAGGCGACAUGGACUGGAAUAAAAAUUUGUAUCGCCAAUAUGCCCGGCAAGGACUCUCGCCCGAAGAGAAAUAUUCCAUGCAGCACGAAAUAUACAGCCUAGACGUCUGCAUGCUCGAGAUCGGGCUGUGGGACUCGUUCCUGCUCUACUAUCCCAAUGGCAGAGUCAAAACUCCCCACGCGGCCCUGCUUGGGCUUUCAACCGAGAAAUUGACGGGAGACCUGUACGUCGAGGUCGCGAUGAAUUGCCUGAAGUGCCUGAACGAGGACAAUAUGGACAUUGCGGAUGAAGGCGAAUUCGACGUCGCUGGUGGCGGAGCCGUGGGUGUCCGCUAUAUUGAGAAGGUAGUUCAGGUCGUAGCUGGAUUGUUCCGUGCACAACUGACCAGUCUUGGCAGAUUCUCUUGA
Molecule: messenger RNA, 603 nt
Organism: Lecanosticta acicola
Lineage: Eukaryota; Fungi; Ascomycota; Dothideomycetes; Mycosphaerellales; Mycosphaerellaceae
Source: the annotation of a GenBank genome assembly